AUGCUUCCCGCCCCUUACGUCAAAGUGUAUCUAGUGAAAAACCGAAAAAUGGUCGCCAAGUGCAAAACACACCCCGCCCGGCGAACCCUGGAUCCGCUCUUUCAGCAGGUCCUCCAGUUUCAGGAGAACUUCAAGGGCUGUCAGCUUCAUGUGACCGUCUGGGGCGACAAAAAGUCCUUCAUGGGCGUCGUGCAGAUCGUCCUCGACGACGUCGACCUCAGCUCCACGGUCAUGGGCUGGUACAAACUGUUCAAUGAGUGCUCUCUGAUCAAUCUGCCCAAUGCCAAAGGAGGAGGUGGUCCUGGAGGAUCUGGACAUCCUGGAUCACACCAC
Molecule: messenger RNA, 333 nt
Organism: Rhagoletis zephyria (snowberry fruit fly)
Lineage: Eukaryota; Metazoa; Arthropoda; Insecta; Diptera; Tephritidae
Source: RefSeq, a predicted model, not a curated record